Molecule: messenger RNA, 291 nt
Organism: Soboliphyme baturini
Lineage: Eukaryota; Metazoa; Nematoda; Enoplea; Dioctophymatida; Soboliphymatidae
Source: the annotation of a GenBank genome assembly
AUGGCGGUCAAACGUGCUGACCGACUGGCGUUGAAAAGGAAGCCGAGAGUGAGUGAAGCUGAGGACGAGACGACGUCUGCCGCGUCCAUCCAAAGCCAGUUGUUGGAUUUGAUGGAUGCCGCACAACGAACAACAGCUACCGAGGAACGAAACACUUUACUCAUCACCAUCUCCAUCAUUUACUCCACUACCACCGGAAACAACUGCAACAAAUUUGUCGAUUCGGAGGUGGCGGCUGUAAAGAACAAACGAUACGAUCGCAAGCGAUUCCAAACGUGCUUUGGUCCAUAG